Messenger RNA from Galdieria sulphuraria, 627 nucleotides. RefSeq names its product phycobilisome core linker protein (ApcC). NCBI's taxonomy places the organism in Eukaryota, Rhodophyta, Bangiophyceae, Galdieriales, Galdieriaceae. The record is from RefSeq and is a predicted model, not a curated record. Bases 96 to 512 code for a protein of 138 amino acids. Gene Ontology annotation, biological process: photosynthesis. Gene Ontology annotation, cellular component: phycobilisome. The transcript is spliced from 3 exons.
UCGUCAUUUUCUUGUUGUGGUGGGAAGAGACUCGAGCCAAUCUCCCCUUCAACCUCCCCUGUUGUGUAGUUGUUAUUAGUUUUUCUAUCCAUAACAUGUUUGCUUUUGUACAUCUCGUGAGUCCUUUUAGCCAUACUAAGAUAUCAAAAGGCCAUUUUAUAGUUUCUCCCAGUGGUCCCAGCAAACUAAAAUCCCACAAUAAUUAUAUGAAGAAAGCUACUGUACUGGCUUCUUCAUUUGGCAUGAAUGGUUCGAGCUUAGGUACUCUAGGCGGUGUCAAGUAUAAAAACUCUGGGGUUGCCAAUGAUGGUCGUUGUUUUAAGAUAACCUAUUGUCAGCCUAGUCAGUCAAGAGGUUUCAGUGGAAGAGAGUUGCAAAACGUUUAUACCACCAAGUUGGUUCCGUUUUCUUCUUGGUAUGCCGAACAACAACGUAUCAUGAAGAUGGGUGGAAAAAUAUUCAAGGUUGAGUUGGCAGUUGGGAAAAAGGAAAGAAAUGUGGGAAAUAUGUGACUCGACAUUGUUUUACUCGUCGUUGAAUAAAGUUUUCGUUUUGUCAUCAGAAAAUGCCUUUGAGCGGCAUAUUUUUUUUUGAAUUUGUUACGACUGACUGACUGACUGACUGGAU